This is a messenger RNA of Camellia sinensis, 736 nucleotides long. The record is from RefSeq and is a predicted model, not a curated record. Lineage: Eukaryota; Viridiplantae; Streptophyta; Magnoliopsida; Ericales; Theaceae.
UACAUCUACUUCACAACAUCUGAUCAGUCUACCCUCAUCAAUCACCACUCUCUCUCUCUCUCUCUCUCUCUCUCUCAUCAAUCAACCUGAGAAUCAGAAAACCCUGCCACCAGCAGUAACCAUGGAGUUCUACACAGAAGGUGACAAGUGGAAACAUCCGAAGGAUGAAUCAACAAGUAACAACUAUUCUCUCAAGAGGAGUAUUUCUCAGAAGACCUCUGCCUCCAAGUCUCCAUUUCUGAGGAGUUUUUCACUGAAGAGCUCUUCUUUCAAGUCUCCUCCUCUCUCAUCAAGUAGUUCUUCGCCGAACCCAAUCAAAACCUCUUCUUCUUCUUCAUCUUCUUCUUCUCUAUCAAGGAGUUCUUCACACAAGUGCUCUGAUUUUGCCAAAAAGUGCAGUGGAAUGGCCAAAGAACAGAGGGCGAAAUUUUACAUCAUGAAGCGUUGUGUGAAGAUGCUUGUCUUCUGGAACAACAAGAAUGGUGAUUCCUGAAAGAUUAAUUCGAUAUUUUUUAUAAUUUUUUUUUUUUUUUGGUUUUCUUCUUUGUGCGUGAUGGAUCUUGGGUUUGUAAGUGUUCUGUCAUCCGAUUAAGAAGAGACUGUAACAAAAUUUUCUUGAUUUUCUUUAUGCUUUUGUCUAUAUUCAAUUUUAAGUUCAAUGAUGAAUAGAAAUGUGGGCUGCAAUUGAUGCAUAUUGUGAUAAAAUAAAUAAAUAAAUAAAUAAAUAAUUCAGGCA